Molecule: messenger RNA, 1917 nt
Organism: Dufourea novaeangliae
Lineage: Eukaryota; Metazoa; Arthropoda; Insecta; Hymenoptera; Halictidae
Gene: klu
Product: zinc finger protein 768
Exons: 3
Coding region: 1-1917 (638 amino acids)
Biological process (GO): regulation of transcription by RNA polymerase II
Molecular function (GO): DNA-binding transcription factor activity; RNA polymerase II cis-regulatory region sequence-specific DNA binding
Source: RefSeq, a predicted model, not a curated record
AUGGGGGUCGUCCUUACUCCUCCGCGUGGAGUACCUUCUGCAAGGGAGGAGUUCGCAUUGGUGACGUCAAUGAGGAAGUGGAGGAGGAGGAGAGAUGGAGUGCUAGAAGUGACGUGUGACUGGUCGAGCGCGUCUCUCGUCGCCACGAUUGAACGACCGUCGACAAGCAGAUCCACGCUGCCGUCUGCACGAGAGGACGAGGUGGGAGGCAGUACGGUGGUAGCCGAGGGUGUAGUAGGCGGCAUAAAGGGCCCAGGCGGCGGGUGCCGCGCAUCCUCGAUGACGAUGGCCGAGAGCGCCGUGGAGGACGCUGCAGCCGCGCCCCCCGGUCCGGCCAAGCCGCCACCGCCCUCCUAUACGAACAACAACACUCUUGCGGCGACCGCGAACCGAAAUCAUCGGAACUUCCGCAGACGGAAGAGGCUGGACCAGGUGCUGGACAUUCUGCAGCAUCGUAGUUCACCGUCGGAAGGCGAAGUAUUGAGGUUCGAGGGUAGCGCGCCAGCGUCCGAGGAAGAAGAUGUGGUCGGUUCACCGAGGUUAUCGUCGAGAUCCGCUGGUGAUCCAACGCCCGGUAUCAGUUUGCUACCACUGAGGUUGAAGAGCGAGGAGCCCGUGACGCCCACCGACGAGGACGGGAACACGAACGACGCCGAUCAACAGCAGAAUCAUCAUCCGCAUCAUCCGCACCAUUACCCCCAUCAUCAUCGUCACCGGCACAGGCCGAAUCACCGGAACAACACGAAUCACCCGUACGAUCAUAAUCCUCAUCCGCCUCAUCAGAGAUCGUCCGCGCCCCCGAAAUAUACCACCGGGUGCAGCUGCGUCCAGUGCUCUCAGUCGGGAACCCCGCCGAUGGUGCUACCUUCGCCAACCUCACCGUUGGUCCCGCUCACACCCCUCACACCGCUCAGUAUGCCGCCGUUCAACAUGCCAGCGCUGACGCCUGGUUCUCUGUCGUCGUACAGUUUCGAGCACUAUAUGCACACCAAGUACCUGCCGGAUAUCUUCCGUGGCCGGAGCCACUCGGACUCUGAUCUGGUGCCGCCUGGAUGGGACCAAAAACCGGUGCUCUCGAGCUCCUCUUCGUCGUCGGUGCUCGUGAACUAUCCGAUGAAGAGUGGUUACUUCGAGGGCGAGACGACGAGCCCCCAGGAAUCGCCGUUGGAUCUAUCUAUGAAGAGCCUGAUGGCGUCAGCGGCCGCGGCGGCUGCAUCUGGACGACCACCGGCUCUUCAGCUACUACCGCCUGGGAUCCUGUCGAGGGGCUCGAUCAGCGUACCGGUGGUAAAAGGCGACGUAGCAUCCCCUACGACCAAGGAAAGUGCUGCGUCCAGGUUCAACAUCGUGGUCUCGCCUGUGGUCGAGCAAAUGCCGCCUGGCGCGGACGUCGCUUACGUAUGCCCUGUCUGCGGUCAAAUGUUCAGCCUGCACGACCGUCUGGCGAAGCACAUGGCUUCCAGGCAUCGCAGACAGGGUCCCCAAGACGCGUCGGCGAAGGCGUACCUCUGCGACGUGUGCAAAAGAAGCUUCGCCCGGUCCGAUAUGCUCACCAGACACAUGAGGCUGCACACGGGUGUAAAACCGUACACGUGCAAUUCCUGCGGCCAGGUAUUCAGCAGGUCCGAUCACCUGAGCACCCAUCAGAGAACGCACACCGGUGAGAAACCGUACAAAUGCCCGCAGUGCGCUUACGCAGCGUGCCGUCGGGAUAUGAUCACCAGGCACCUGAGGACCCACGCGAGAUUCCCGGACGUGCAGACGCCGAAGAGCGAGUUUCCGGAUCUGCAGACGCCCAAGAACGAGUUCCCGGACGCGCAGACCCCGAAGAGCGAACCUGGACUGCUUGCUGACGAGGCGAGCCCAGUGUUCGGGCAGGAAAUGGCCUCGCCAUCCGCUGCGAUCAAGGCCGAAUGA